GCAGGGCGGACGCUGAACCUCAACAACGAGGUUGUGAAGAUGAGAAAAGAUGUGAAGAGAAUCCGAGUACUGGUUAUUCGAAAACUUGUCAGGAGUGUCGCCAGGCUGAAGUCAAAAAAGGGUUCUGAAGAUGCCUUAUUAAAAAAUCAAAGACGGACACAAAGACUGCUUGAAGAAAUCCAUGCCAUGAAGGAAUUGAAACCUGAUGUGGUAACUAAGUCUGCUCUUGGUGAUGAUAUCAACUUUGAAAAAAUCUGCAAAAAGUCUGAUUCUACUGCAACAGAAAGAGCAAUUGCCAGAUUAGCAGUGCACCCUCUUCUGAAGAAAAAAAUAGAUGUGUUAAAAGCUGCUGUGAAAGCCUUUAAAGAUGCAAGACAUAAUGAAACCAACUCAUUAAAGAAUGCAUCAGAAGAAAACCAGUCCAAGGACACUUUGUGUUCAGAUGAUGCCAGUAAGUUACAGCAUGAAGAAACUAUUAUUACCAGUGAGCAAAAAGAGAAAGAAACCAAAAUAUUGGCAAAAAAAACAUUAAAUAAUUCAAAAGAAAAAAUAGCCAAGCUGGAACAUGGACCCAAAGCAACAGAUGUGCCAAAUUCACCAUCAAAUCCUUCUGUGAAGAAUUCUACAGUUCAUUCAGUGGGAUCCCCAAAGAUAACUAACCCUAAAAAGAAAAUAUUAAGUCAAACCCCCCAGAAAAUUGCAUCUGAAAGCUCAGUUGGUAUUAACAGUGAUGAUGAAGAACUAGCUGAAGAGAAAGAGUAUUUUGAUGAUAGUACAGAAGAAAGGUUUUAUAAACAGUCUUCCAUGUCUGAGGAUAGUGACUCUGGUGAUGACUUCUUCAUUGGGAAAGUCAAGCGGACAAGAAAGAAAGAAAGUAGUUCUCAGUCAUCAGUUAGGGAACCAAAAAAGCACACCAAGUUGUUACUCAAAGAACAUAAACUUGAUACCCAUCAGGAUGUUAGAGACAACUUAAACAAGUCAAGUACAGAAAUAAGGAAAUUUGAAUCAAUAUUUUUUCAUUCUUUAUCUGGAUCUAAAAUCUCUCAAAGAGAACAGGCUCCCAAAAGCACAGCCGCAGAUCUUCAGCAGAAUGAACCUCAGGUCAAGAAUCAAAUUAAUAGAAGUGGACAAAGGGGACUUAAAAAUAUAAAACAACAAUCACAACUGCCCCUUCAUCCUUCCUGGGAAGCAAGCAGGAAGCGAAAAGAACAACAGUCCAAAAUUGCUGUGUUUCAAGGGAAAAAAAUUACAUUUGAUGACUAAUAAACAUCUUUCUGUUAACUUUUC
Molecule: messenger RNA, 1287 nt
Organism: Suncus etruscus (white-toothed pygmy shrew)
Lineage: Eukaryota; Metazoa; Chordata; Mammalia; Eulipotyphla; Soricidae
Gene: SRFBP1
Product: serum response factor binding protein 1
Exons: 8
Coding region: 40-1263 (407 amino acids)
Biological process (GO): maturation of SSU-rRNA
Cellular component (GO): 90S preribosome; nucleus
Source: RefSeq, a predicted model, not a curated record